Messenger RNA from Eimeria tenella, 339 nucleotides. RefSeq lists its product as uncharacterized. The transcript is spliced from 3 exons. Lineage: Eukaryota; Apicomplexa; Conoidasida; Eucoccidiorida; Eimeriidae. The record is from RefSeq and is a predicted model, not a curated record. The coding region runs from base 1 to 339 and encodes 112 amino acids.
AUGGGCGGUGGCGACGGCUUGUGGCUUUGCACCGAAUGGAAGGGAACAGUUGCUUUUGUGGUCUCCAGAACAGAACCAGACUCUGGAGCAGCUGUAUGGAAGAACUUGGGGAGGGCGCAGAAAAUUGCUGACAUUGGGGACAAAGGGAAGGAUGUAAUUGUUCCAGUAUUGGCGUUGCAGGAUGGGAGUAUUGGAGUUAGUGUGAAGCUGCAAAACGCACCAGUAGCUAAGCAGUCGUCCAUUUUCCAGGCGAUUUCUUGUGACAUGGGCGGUGGCGACGGCUUGUGGCUUUGCACCGAAUGGAAGGGAACAAUUUCUCUCGUGGUCUACAGAAUAUAG